Messenger RNA from Talaromyces rugulosus, 2883 nucleotides. RefSeq lists its product as uncharacterized. The record is from RefSeq and is a predicted model, not a curated record. The transcript has 2 exons. NCBI's taxonomy places the organism in Eukaryota, Fungi, Ascomycota, Eurotiomycetes, Eurotiales, Trichocomaceae. Gene Ontology annotation, biological process: exocytosis; Golgi to plasma membrane transport. The annotation marks the transcript as partial. Gene Ontology annotation, cellular component: exocyst; cytoplasm.
GGCGCAGGCACCAGCCACACGCCCGCAUCGUCGGCCACCGCCACGCGAGCUGCUUCCCCGGACAAUCUCAUUGUCAACUCGCUGCUCAAGCUCAACCACAUCAAGUUCGGACAGAGAGAAACGUGCGCUACUACACAUGCUGGGCCGUCCUGGCUGACUCUCAAAAUGCCGGACAGCUCAUCGACGAGCUCUCAAUCGCAAUCGCAAUCGCAACCUCACUCGCAACAACACGCCCACCUGCCUUCGCGCACGCUCUACGCCAAGGGACCCAGUUUCGAGCUCGAGAACUUCACCAGCCGCGACUACAUCGUCAAAGACUUUAUUGAGUCGCUUUCCGACACUGCCAUUGCCCAUCGCCGCUCCGCCGGAACAGCCUCUGGUGCCAGUCAGGCUUUCGACCCGAAACCCCUCAUUCGCACCUUUGAGCAUGCGCAGAGCCGGCUGAACGACCUGCUCGGCGAUCUCGAGAUCAGAGAAAAUGAGCUGUCAGCGGCUGUGCGGCGCGCUGAGGCUCAGCACGCACAGAACCUGUCGACCUUGGGUCGGAAAUUGAAUCAUGCAAUCGAGUCAUUUCAGAAGCUGGAUACCUCGUUGAACGGAGCCGGACUCUCGAACGGGGCAGAUAGCAAUAAUAUGGCAGUGGAAACGGGGAAGCGACUAGAAGAACUCGACCGACAGCGACGGCGGGCACUGGAUGCUCAUUUCUUGAUUGAAUGCUGGGAUGAAGUCAGCAACUACGGCGAUACUACAAAGCUCGAGACUCUCCGGAUGUCUGGGAAUAGCGAGGGCAAGCUCCGAGCAGCCCAUAUUGCAAAGCAAUUACUCCGAAUCAGCCAGAGAUUAGAUCCGAAGAGUUGGAAUGAUGGGUCGAAUGGCAACGGUAACUACCAGAAUGGCGACGCAUCCCCGGCACUAAACGGCGGCAAUGGGAAUGACAACCUCCCAAAGAAGAAUACUAGAGAAAUCAUCGAAAAGUUUUCCGAAACACUUGAAAAGGACCUGCUCAAGCAAUUUGACGACUUUUACCGCAAAGCCAACUUUGAAGGAAUGAAGGAAUGUGCGACCGUCUUGCGCGACUUUAACGGAGGCGCCAGCGUCAUUGCUCUAUUUGUCAAUCAGCACCAGUUUUUCAUCGACAGGAGUCAACUUGUAACCGAAGAAGUUGGCGGAGAUGUCGAGACGUGGGAGAAGCUUGCAGAUCCAGAUGCAGAGCCUCCUGGGGUUGAACCUAGUUUGCAGUCGCUGGUCGACGACGUAAAGGUGGUGGUGCAAGACGAAUCUGCAAUCAUCCGUCGGGCGUUCCCUUACUACGACGAAGUGUUGAGCCGCUUCCUCCAGCGUGUUUUCCAGCAAUCAAUCCAGCAGAGACUCGAGAUGGUUUUGGAGAAAGCCAGCAGUAUCUCGUCUCUUGCGUUUCUACGGUCAUUGCAAAGCUCAAGAAGUUAUAUUAAUGCUUUGGUAGAUGACUUGAAAACGCAUGGAUUGACCGAGGCACCGGACUCGAUUUCAUCCCAAACAGCCAUCCUACUUGACCAACAAUUGGAAGAGCUGUUUGUUCCAUACUUUGUCGGGUCUUCUUACAUUGAACGAGAGAGACGGAACUUGGAGGACCUCUACACAUCUCUUUUGUUCAGAUUUACUGCUUUUCAUUCGCGGCGCAAGAAAGCUGCAACCACUUUUAUGGCGUCUCUAGCAAAGAGUGGCAGCGAACUUCUCGCCUCGGCUAAAGAAUCCUACGUGCACAGGCUUGACUCGCCUGAUUUUACACCCACUCAACGCCAAAUACUUCUCAGGAUUGCUGGGCUGAAAAAUUCCGGGGAUGGUGCAAGACCAGCAGAACCAGAGUUUACAGAUGCCGACGGGUUGCUUUCCAUAGACUACGUGAAGCGCAUGCUCAAAUGGUUGGCUGAAGGGGUCGGGCGUGGCCUAGAGCUGAGCGUCAGCAGCGAGACACCCAAGGAUGUUGCGUCUCUGCUGAACCUGCUUCUCUUGAUGAUGGCAGAGAGCUAUGUUGAUGUUGCUCUCGACGCGGCUCUUGAAGCAGCAGCGGCGCAGGAGAACGUCAAGACAGAGCCGGACUUUUCAUACCUCCAAUCUCUGCGAGCCGCAAUUAGCAUCACACAUCUGAUGUUGACGUGUAUCAACACGGUACUAAUUCCGCUGGCUGCCAACAACGUGACCAUCCGGCGUGACAUGGAGAAGAAGGCAAACCUGGCAGUGAGCCGGGUUGAGGACAAGGUAAAUGCCCUCGAGCAACGGACAAUCGACGUAGCCCUGGCAUGGGUUGGCAAGCUUUUGGGAGGACAAAAGAAAAACGACUUUCGGCCGAAGGAGGGCGAUAGCUCAACGGCAUGGCUGGAGAUGCUCCAGACUCCGACCUGCGAGGCCAUCUGCACGUUCCUAGCACAACUACACAACACGACGCUCACAUACGUCCCAUCCAGCGGGACGAGUCUCCCGACUCUGUUCACAGAGCUAGCGCUAGGCGUGCGCACUCAAGUGCUCGAACACUUCCGGCGCUUCCAAGUCAACGGACCGGGAGGCCUGAUGGUCACCAAGGACAUGACGCGGUACGUCAAUCUGUUUAAAGAGUGGGAACUCGAGCCCGAGGCCAAGGCCGCCAUCGACGUGCUCCUCGAAGUCGGCAGCCUGUUUGUCGUUGGCCCCGAAGCUCUACGCGAGAAACUGCGGGGUGGCCAAGCCAGCGGCACCUCCGCAAGCAACGGCGGCUCUGCUGAUACUGGAGGAGGACGUUCAGCAGCAGCCAGCAGCGCGGCGGCGGACGGCGGUGCUGGCCUGUCGGUGCAGGAGAUUCGAGGGUAUGUGCUGAAGAGAGUGGAUACCAAUACCGUGGCGAUGCAGAGUGUGUUGAACUCUUUAUAA